AUGGAGCGGUCGCAGAGCCGCCUCAGCCUCUCGGCCUCCUUCGAGGCCCUGGCCAUCUACUUCCCCUGCAUGAACAGCUUCGACGAGGAGGACGCGGAUGGAGAUGGUCGGAGACUCAAAGGAGCCAUCCAAAGGAGCACAGAAACUGGACUAGCUGUUGAAAUGCCCAGCCGGACCGUCCGUCAAGCCAGCCAUGAAUCCAUUGAGGACAGUAUGAACAGCUAUGGAUCAGAGGGAAACUUGAAUUUCAGUGGUGUCCAUCUGGCAUCUGCUGGGCAGUUUAGCGACUUCCUGGGGAGCAUGGGCCCUGCACAAUUUGUUGGGCGUCAGACCUUGGCCACCACCUCGAUGGGGGAUGUGGAAAUUGGCUUACAAGAGCGAAAUGGGCAGCUAGAAGUGGAUAUCAUUCAGGCUCGAGGACUGACGCCAAAACCCGGCUCCAAAACACUGCCAGCUGCUUACAUUAAAGCUUACCUGCUAGAGAAUGGCGUGUGUAUUGCGAAAAAGAAGACAAAAGUGGCUCGCAAAUCAUUAGACCCUUUGUACAAUCAGGUGUUACUCUUUGCUGAGAGCCCCCAGGGCAAAGUAUUACAGGUGAUAGUCUGGGGAAACUACGGACGCAUGGAGCGCAAGCACUUCAUGGGAGUCGCCAGGGUGCUCCUGGAAGAGCUGGAUUUGUCAACUUUAGCAAUUGGCUGGUACAAGCUCUUCCCAACCUCCUCAAUGGUGGAUCCCACUACAGGCCCGCUCCUCCGUCAGUCCUCACAGCUUUCCUUGGAGAGCACGGUGGGACCCUGCUGUGACAGGUCUUAG
Molecule: messenger RNA, 813 nt
Organism: Rhea pennata
Lineage: Eukaryota; Metazoa; Chordata; Aves; Rheiformes; Rheidae
Gene: RIMS4
Product: regulating synaptic membrane exocytosis 4
Exons: 6
Coding region: 1-813 (270 amino acids)
Biological process (GO): calcium ion-regulated exocytosis of neurotransmitter; regulation of synaptic vesicle exocytosis; regulation of synaptic plasticity
Cellular component (GO): presynaptic membrane; cytoskeleton of presynaptic active zone
Molecular function (GO): transmembrane transporter binding; small GTPase binding
Source: RefSeq, a predicted model, not a curated record